ACCGGCAGCGGCGCGCCUGGCAGCUGUAUUCCGUCGUUGUGAUUGGGCGGAGGGCGGCGAUUCCUUCUGUCACGAUUUGGGUCGCUCCCACCGGAGGACACCGAAAGCCCGGGUCCAGUACAUCAGAGGAGACUGGGCUCACCGGGAGCAGAGAGCUUCUUCCUACAGGGCUGGACUGACAACUCGCUGCGUGCCCGCCUGCGGUGGCGAGGAGAGGAGAAAAGAGAGAUCGCCAGCUCUGAAACGACUUGCCUUUCUUCUGUCGGGUGCUGCGGUAAGAGUCGUUCACCAUGCCGGUGUUUCACACCAAGACCAUCGAGAGUAUCCUGGAGCCGGUGGCCCAGCAGAUAUCCCACCUGGUCAUCAUGCACGAGGAGGGGGAGGUGGACGGGAAAGCAAUUCCGGAUCUGACGGUACCGGUGGCUGCGGUGCAGGCGGCAGUCAGCAACCUUGUGCGGGUGGGAAAAGAAACAGUUCAAACCACAGAAGACCAAGUGAUGAAGAGAGACAUGCCACCUGCUUUUAUUAAGGUGGAGAACUCAUGUUCCAAGCUCGUCCAGGCGGCUCAGAUGUUAAAGUCAGAUCCAUACUCUGUUCCUGCCCGGGAUUACUUGAUCGAUGGAUCCAGAGGGAUCCUCUCGGGAACAUCAGACCUGCUCCUUACCUUUGAUGAAGCAGAGGUGCGUAAAAUAAUCCGUGUGUGUAAAGGUAUCCUAGAGUAUCUGACGGUUGCUGAAGUGGUGGAGACAAUGGAGGACCUCAUCACUUACACCAAAAACCUUGGACCAGGGAUGACCAAAAUGUCAAAGAUGAUUGAGGAGAGGCAGCAGGAGCUGACCCACCAAGAGCACAGACAAAUGCUCGUCAGUUCCAUGAACACCAUAAAGGAGCUGCUCCCGGUCCUUAUCUCGGCCAUAAAAAUUUUUGUAGCAACCAAGAGCACUCGUGGUGCCGGUGUGGAGGAGGCAGAGAGGAACAGAAGGUUUACUUUUGAAAAGAUGAGCACCGAAAUCAACGAGAUCAUUCGAGUCUUACAGCUCACAACAUGGGAUGAAGACGCAUGGGCCAAUAAGCAGGACAUGGAGGCUUUGAAGAGAUCUCUGGCUUUGAUUGAGUCAAGGAUGGCACAAGCUAAAAGCUGGCUCAAAGACCCUCAUGGGCAACCUGGAGACUCUGGUGAGCUGGCACUGCGAGUUAUUCUAGACGAAGCUGGUAAAGUGGGAGAACUGUGUGCUGGGAAAGAGAGGAAAGACGUUCUGGCGACCACUAAGGCUCUUGGACAAAUGACUGAUCAGAUUGCAGAUCUACGAGCCAGAGGUCAGGGACCAACCCCCGGUUGUGUGCAGCGUGCAGGACAGUGCUCACAGGGCUUAGAUUUGUUAUAUGGCAAAGUGGACAGUGCUGCACGCAGACUGGAGGCAUUGAUCAGUGCAAAGCAGGCUAUUGCCAGGAAGCUGGACGCUGCACAGGCAUGGCUGGCUGAUCCCAAUGGGGGUCCGGAGGGGGAAGAGAACAUCAGAGCCUUGCUGGCAGAAGCCAAACGUAUAGCAGAUCUAUGUGAGGACCCCAAAGAGAGAGAUGACAUCCUGCGCUCCAUCAGUGAGAUUGUUGGGCUCACCACUAGGCUUGCAGAGCUCCGCAAACAGGGUAAAGGUGACAGCCCAGAAGCUCGUGCACUCGCAAAGCAGAUAGGAGGAGCCCUCCUGACCCUUCAGUCCAAAACCAAUCGGGCUGUGGCCAACAUGAGACCAGCCAAGCCUGCUGUGACCUUGGAGGGCAAAAUGGAGCAGGCCCUGCGCUGGGUGAACAACCCAGGUGUUGAUGACAGAGGCGUAGAGUGUGAGAGGAUUCAAUGGAUUACAGGUCAGGCAGCAAUCAGAGGAAUGGUUGGGGAGGGAAGGAGGCUGGCAGCAGGAUUGUUAGGCCCGUACCGACAGGAUAUGAUCGGACGCUGCGACCGAACAGAGGGGCUGAUGGCUGCUUUAGCAGACAUGGCAGGCAGGGGGGAGGCUGAGGCACCCCAUGCACGAGUGACAGCUGCACAACUGCAGGAUUCCCUCAAGGACCUGAGACAACACAUGCAGGAGGUGAUGACCCAGGAUGUAUCAGAUGUUUUCAGUGACACCACGACCCCAAUCAAGCUACUAGCUGUGGCUGCAACUGCUCCACCUGAUGCCCCCAACAGAGAGGAGGUUUUUGAUGAGCGUGCAGGAAAUUUUGAAACCCAUGCAAGUCGUUUGGGAGCGACUGCAGAGAAGGCUGCUGCUGUGGGAACGGCCAAUAAAAGUACAGUAGAGGGCAUCCAUGCUACUGUGAAACAUGCCAGGGAGCUUACGCCGCAGGUGACCUCCGCUGCUCGGAUUUUACUUAGAAAUCCUGGGAACAAAGCAGCUUACGAGCAUUUCGACACCAUGAAGAACCAAUGGAUUGAUAAUGUGGAGAGACUCACUGGUUUGGUGGAUGAAGCCAUUGACACCAAAUCUCUGCUAGACGCUUCUGAGGAGGCAAUAAAGAAAGAUAUUGACAAGUGUAGGGUUGCAAUGGCGAACGUUCAGCCUCAAAUGCUUGUUGCCGGGGCAACAAGCAUAGCAAGACGAGCUAACAGGGUCCUGUUAGUGGCCAAGAGGGAAGUUGAAAACUCAGAGGAUCCGCGGUUCCGAGACUGCGUAAAGCACGCAUCCGACAUCCUCUCACACACAAUCUCACCAAUGGUGAUGGACGCCAAGGCGGUGGCUGGGAACAUUCAAGACAAAGCUCUACAAAAAGCAUAUUUGGACUCAUGUUUGAGGAUCCUGGCUGCAGUAGGAAAAGUUAGAGAAGCUUUUCAGCCUCAGGAACCAGACUUCCCUCCUCCACCCCCUGACCUGGAUCAGCUCCAUGUGAGUGAUGAGCAGGCUCCACCCAAACCCCCCUUACCGGAAGGAGAAGUGCCUCCACCCCGGCCUCCUCCACCAGAGGAAAAGGACGAGGAGUUUCCGGAGCAGAAAGCGGGCGAGGUGCUCAGCGAGCCCAUGAUGGUGGCGGCACGUCAGCUGCAUGACGAGGCACGCAAGUGGUCGAGCAAGCCUGAGGAUGAGGAGGCAAUAGAGGAGAGGGAGGUAGAUGAUGAAGAUGAGUUUACUGAUGGUGAGGAUGACUAUGAGCCAGAACUGCUGAUGAUGCCGUCCAACCAGCCUGUCAAUCAACCCAUUCUGGCAGCUGCCCAGUCUCUCCACCAGGAGGCGCGCAAGUGGUCCAGCAAGGGUAACGACAUCAUAGCAGCAGCCAAGAGGAUGGCUCUGCUCAUGGCAGAAAUGUCUCGGCUGGUGCGCGGCGGGAGCGGGAACAAAAGAGCCCUGAUUCAAUGCGCUAAGGACAUCGCCAAGGCUUCGGAUGAAGUCACAAGACUGGCCAAAGAGGUGGCAAAACAGUGCACUGACAGGCGAAUCAGAACUAACCUGCUCCAGGUCUGUGAGCGGAUCCCUACCAUCAGUACUCAGCUGAAGAUCCUCUCCACCGUCAAAGCCACCAUGCUGGGCCGCACAAACAUCAGUGAAGAGGAGUCAGAGCAGGCCACUGAAAUGCUGGUUCACAAUGCCCAAAAUCUGAUGCAGUCGGUGAAGGAGACGGUCAGAGAAGCAGAAGCAGCCUCCAUCAAGAUCCGCACAGACGCGGGGUUCACCCUGCGCUGGGUGCGGAAAACCCCCUGGUACCAGUAAAGCCUCCGUGACUGACAUCAGGAAACCACUGAUCAGGAGCACAAACCUUUAGUUUCUGCAGCAGUUUGUUGUGUCCUGAAAGGGGGGGGGACGGCAGGACUUUCAGGCAUUCUCAGCAAGAAAACUGUGAGAUGUGAUGCCCUGCAGGUUUCAUUUACUGGAGUGAGCACAGCUUUACACUCCUGCUUUUCUGAGACUAUUUUGAAUAUAUAUAUUUUUUGGUAUGUUGUGUUACAAAACUUUAUCCAAUAGCAGGUAUAUAUUUUUUGCAUGAUUUUUUUUCUAUUUUAUUAAAUCUGACACGAAAAGAUGCUAGACUUCUAGCAGAUGUUUACUUUGAAUUUUUUUCCACAGAGUUUCCUAUUGCCUGUUGUAUAUACAAUUUAACAGUCUUUUAUUUUGCAGACAACACUCAGUUUAUUCAGAGUUUGACACUAAUGGGGGGUCCUGUGGGACUCUGAUCCGUCAUGGAGGAUCUCCUCGUCACCGAUCAUGUUUAUACUUGAAUAACUGAAACGUCUUUGGGUUGAAUGCUUAAGAAAUUUUAAAAAUUGGUUGUUGUCCGUUUUGAGGUAACUCUUUAUAGGCUGCAAGAACGAAAAUAAAAGAAUGGCAGAAGAAGAGACGAGUUCAAAAUGUUUUUAAGUGAGUUGAGGAGUAAAAAACAAUGCCAAAGGAUUUAUUUUUGGUUACUGUAAGGCACAUCAGAUUGUCUUAACUCUUAGUAUCCAGGUGAUUACCUACAAUGCAGCUCAUUUUCUGCAUCCUAUUGUGUUAUUUUGAGGCCUGUUCUCAAGAAAGAAAAGGAAACAAAACAAAAAAGAAGAUGCUUGGAUGUUUGCAUCUCUUUUGAGCCAUUUCUUUCUCUGUUUUGUAUUUUUGGUGCUCGCACACUCUGUAACAGUUGAACUGUUGGGAAUUUAAAGCAUCCUUCCAAUACCUUCUUCUCCAAACUUCUGGUGCAACACAGUUUUUUCUUACAACCCUGGUGGUUUAAAGCAUAAAGUUCAGUAGGAGGCUGUCAAUCUAGCAAGCAGCCUGUUUUUAAGGCUUAGAACUAAAUUUUGAUAACCUAGAACUGAAUAAAGCCUAUUAAUCAGUUAAAGCAUAGUUUAAUCCUUUUUUUUUGUUAAUUGGAAAGACAUUUUCAAAUAUUUGCUACGUCUUUUCUCCUAAGACGAUGAUAGUCAGAACUGAGCACCACAUUUUUUUCCUGAUAUUUCAGCUUCAUUAGAGCAUGUAGCAGUGACUAGUCCCUCACUUAAAGCCUCAAGACGCCAAACUGUGUGGAAGCUGUUUUCAUUUACAACCAGAAUGUUGUAUGAUGGACUCUCGCCCUGCCAACACAUCUGCCGUGCCUUGAAAGAAUAAAUGACUUUAAAAAUGA
This is a messenger RNA of Oryzias latipes (Japanese medaka), 5085 nucleotides long. Lineage: Eukaryota; Metazoa; Chordata; Actinopteri; Beloniformes; Adrianichthyidae. The record is from RefSeq and is a predicted model, not a curated record.